Messenger RNA from Debaryomyces hansenii CBS767, 1098 nucleotides. Its product is annotated as DEHA2A01958p. Lineage: Eukaryota; Fungi; Ascomycota; Pichiomycetes; Serinales; Debaryomycetaceae. The record is from RefSeq and is a predicted model, not a curated record. The transcript has a single exon. The coding region runs from base 1 to 1098 and encodes 365 amino acids.
AUGGCAUCCCCAAUUUUGAUAUCUAAUCCUUCGAGUAGCGUAUCGGUACUUGCCAUUGUUAGAGGUGUUCAGUUAGCAUUGCUUGGUGGAUAUAGAUCGUUGCAAAAUCGACAGUUAUAUGAAAUCGAUGUCUGCUGUCUAGCAUUGCGGUUGAUCCAGAUGUCGAUUAUAAUACAAAUUAUAUUAUGGACCCCUGCUUACUUUUGCAGAUUUGCUACAUAUAUAUUGUCUUAUUUGUUUAAUCGAAACUUGGCCAUUGACUUUGAUGGUGAUUACUUACUUAGCAUAUUGAAUAUGAAUUACAUGAUGAUCUCAUCGAUACGAUUUUUUGAGCCAAGAUUAGAUGGUAUUUUCCUUAUGACAUUGCUGUUCAUGGACAGCAAAUCCGAUCAGCAGUACUAUGCAAACUUGAUGAGGUUGUCAUUUGAACACAAUGAAGACUUAGAGUCUCAUAUAUCGAUUUUGACUAGCAUUAAACGGAAGUACAAUAACUCUAUACAAUUUCGAAAAUUUGUUAAGACAAACACUAAAACCAUUUUGAGUACACUUUCAAUUUAUUUAAUGUGCAAUAAAAGCUCUAAGCUAGAAUCAAUACUUAUUGUCGUACUUACAUUUCAGAAUUUUGACGAUAAAAUUGGUACGGUUUCGUCAUUGAUAUUACUGGUUAUUUUAUCAAUCAUUCCAAAACAUCAUAGUUUGCAAUUCAUAACAACCUUCGGCGGAUCCUGUAGCUUGAUGCAAGACUUAUUAAAUCCAUACUUUACUAGAAUUAGUUUGAACAAGUUGGAAAAGAAUCAAUGGGUUAGAUCAAGAGAGGGAUUAUUACUAGGAUUUAGCAUUUGUUAUUUCUUAAUUAUAAGGAAGUUACCUUGGCUAGGUCUUUUGAUUUAUGGAAUUGCUGAAGCAAGCACUGCAUACUUGGUAACAAAAAUUUCAAAUCCCCCACCAGAGCAGCCAAAGCAAUUAAUUAAUUGGUGUUCUACCCAAUUGAUUUGGAGUGUUGAGGAACAGCGUCGUAUCUUGGACGGAAAUUUUAUCUUUGAUAAGAAUUUUAAGCCGUUCCCUGGCUCCUUCUUUUUCUAUCCGCCACCUAACUGA